Populus euphratica (Euphrates poplar) is the source of this 426-nucleotide messenger RNA. The record is from RefSeq and is a predicted model, not a curated record. NCBI's taxonomy places the organism in Eukaryota, Viridiplantae, Streptophyta, Magnoliopsida, Malpighiales, Salicaceae.
AUGGCAAUGGUUUAUGUCUACAUUUUCAACGAUUUAAACAAAGAUACCCUCAGUUUACGUUGUAAAUCAAAGCAUGAUGAUCUUGGCGGGCAUGCAUUACCAGUCGAAGCCAACUUCCACUUCACUUUUAAGGUGAAUUUCUGGGGAACCACACUAUUUUGGUGCAAUUUCAACUGGGGUAAGAAUCAUGGUGGAAGCUACGACAUCUUUUGGUACGAGGAUGAUCUUCUUUAUAAGUGCAGCUAUAAAACAAAAAACUGCACUUGGCAUGCAAGAAAUGAUGGGAUUUACUCAAUGGGUAUUCCUGAUAACCGUUUCAUAAAUUUCUAUUACUGGAAAAGGAGAACAGUAUACUUUUUCUUUGAUGGGCUAUCUGUGAAUGAUGAUCACCAAGCCUCCUCUUGGCUCAUUUUGCAUCUGGAGUAG